Molecule: messenger RNA, 941 nt
Organism: Ictidomys tridecemlineatus (thirteen-lined ground squirrel)
Lineage: Eukaryota; Metazoa; Chordata; Mammalia; Rodentia; Sciuridae
Gene: Tm4sf1
Product: transmembrane 4 L six family member 1
Cellular component (GO): membrane
Source: RefSeq, a predicted model, not a curated record
AGAACUGCCAGUAUUUAAGAGGUUGCAGGAAUGAGCUGGGGAGUGCUUUUGCUUUCUGUACACACGAGGGCUGUCAUUUGAUUUGGGGAUUACCAACCGAAGACAGAGCGGAGAAGGGGGACAGAAACCUCACAGGUUCCAGCCGCCACCAUGUGCUAUGGCAAGUGCGCCCGAUGCAUCGGACAUUCUCUGGUGUGGCUUGCCGUCCUCUGCAUCGUAGCUAAUAUUUUGCUUUAUUUUCCCAAUGGGGAAACCAAGUAUGCCUCUGAUGACCACCUCAGCCGCUUCGUGUGGUUCUUUUCCGGCAUCGUGGGAGGGGGCGUGCUGAUGUUCCUGCCGGCGUUUGUCUUCAUCGGGCUGGAGGAGGAAGACUGCUGCGGCUGCUGUGGCCAGGAGAACUGCGGCAAGAGAUGCGCGAUGCUCUCUUCGGUCCUGGCAGCUCUCAUCGGAAUUGCAGGGUCCGGCUACUGCGUCAUCGUGGCAGCUCUGGGCCUCGCGGAAGGACCCCUGUGUCAGGAUUACCUCGGCCAGUGGAACUACACCUUUGCCAAAACCGAGGGACAGUACCUGAUGGACACCUCCACCUGGUCCCAGUGCAGGGAGCCUAAGCACAUUGUGGAGUGGAAUGUAACUCUCUUCUCUAUCCUCUUGGCUCUUGGUGGAAUUGAAUUCAUCUUGUGUCUCAUUCAAAUAAUAAAUGGAGUGCUUGGAGGCAUCUGUGGCUAUUGCUGCUCUCGCCAACAGCGAUAUGACUGCUGAAAGAACCACCCAGACAAACCACAGGCUUCCUCUAUUUCAUUGUAAUUUAUAUAUUUUACUUGUAUUAUUGUAAAACUUUGUACUAGUGUAUCAUACUCUGCAUAUUCUACUUUUAUAAAGGUGUAUAAAAACUGGCGUCUUCACAUGACGUCAGUGUUUGAACUUAAACUUUUUUUUUUUUU